Fusarium venenatum is the source of this 777-nucleotide messenger RNA. NCBI's taxonomy places the organism in Eukaryota, Fungi, Ascomycota, Sordariomycetes, Hypocreales, Nectriaceae. The record is from RefSeq and is a predicted model, not a curated record.
AUGUCAAGCCACUACAGUUAUGGGGCCUUUGAUAUCCUCAAUGAAAAGACUGCCAUCGAACUGUCACAGUCCCGGGUUGGCACCAAGAUCGACUCCAUCCACAGGCCUGGAGUCAAAAUCAACGUGAUGAGCGGCGAAGAAUGGAAGCAACUUGUCAAGGUAUCAGACGCGCGCAGGCGUCAAAAGGAUGCCCAAAUCCAACAGGAUUUAAAACAACAGCAUACAACAGUUAAAGAGAUUGCUAUCAAGACUGUUACUUCAUAUUUUGCUAUGGUCAACUCCCAGAGGGAGUAUGUGUCCAAGCUUGCAAAAAUGCUCAAGGCUUACUACAAGACUCCAGAUGGUGAUAAAUUGUCUGGGCAAGAGUGGGAGGCAGCAUAUGCUGAGGUUGGCCGCUUUCUGGCAGCUGUUCUUGUGGCGUUUCACUUCCAGAUGGACAGAAGCUGUGGAGUCGACGUGCAAGGUCCCGGUAUCGAAGAACUCCGCGAGGCGCACAUGGGAUGGGAUGUACCAAAUCGUCAUUGGGUUCAAGACUAUAUUGCACACCGGCAAGUGUCUGUCAGCGAUGACGAAGAGAAGUAUCUUAAAAGUCUGGUUGAUAGAAGAGUUGACCUUCCCAUCUUCAUCCUUGCUGCUUGUGAGGACAACGUGAACAGAAUUUCUCAGACUGAGGGGUCCUCACUCUCUGCCCCCAAGGCACUUCUUGACUUUGUCAUUGAAGACAACUUUAUACGAGAGGAAAUGAUUAAGCUGGUUCUGGAAAACAACUUGUGGUAG